This is a messenger RNA of Archocentrus centrarchus (flier cichlid), 3093 nucleotides long. RefSeq names its product nucleotide binding protein 1 (MinD homolog, E. coli) (gene nubp1). Gene Ontology annotation, biological process: iron-sulfur cluster assembly. NCBI's taxonomy places the organism in Eukaryota, Metazoa, Chordata, Actinopteri, Cichliformes, Cichlidae. The record is from RefSeq and is a predicted model, not a curated record. The coding region runs from base 40 to 1008 and encodes 322 amino acids. Gene Ontology annotation, molecular function: ATP hydrolysis activity; 4 iron, 4 sulfur cluster binding; ATP-dependent FeS chaperone activity. Gene Ontology annotation, cellular component: cytosol. The transcript has 10 exons.
GUUGGGGGUAGACUUUAACGGGAGGACAUCUGUGCAAAGAUGGCAGACGUUCCAGAAAAUGCUCCUGAGCACUGUCCGGGUACAACAAGUGAGCAAGCUGGCAAGUCUGCAUCAUGCCAGGGCUGUCCCAACCAGAAACUGUGUGCUUCUGGAGCCACAAAGGCCCCCGACCCUGCAAUAGCAGAGGUAGGAGAGAAACUGUCAACAGUCAAACACAAGAUCCUCGUGUUGUCUGGAAAAGGAGGUGUGGGGAAGAGCACCUUUAGUGCCCACUUGGCCCAUGCUCUGGCAAGUGACACCACAAAGGAGAUUGCCCUGCUUGAUGUAGACAUCUGUGGUCCAUCCAUCCCAAGGAUCAUGGGUUUAGAGGGAGAACAAGUUCAUCAGAGCGGCUCUGGAUGGUCCCCUGUGUAUGUGGAUGACAACCUGGCAGUCAUGUCUAUUGGCUUUCUGCUAAGUAGCCCUGAUGAUGCUGUUAUCUGGAGAGGACCCAAGAAAAAUGGGAUGAUUAAGCAGUUUUUGAGGGAUGUCGACUGGGGGGAACUGGAUUACCUCAUUGUAGACACUCCGCCUGGCACCUCUGACGAACACCUGUCAAUCGUCCAGUACCUAAGCUCCACCCAUGUUGAUGGAGCCAUCAUCAUCACCACACCACAGGAGGUGUCGCUGCAGGAUGUGCGAAAGGAGAUCAGAUUCUGUCAGAAGGUUAAGCUGCCAAUCAUCGGUGUGGUUGAGAACAUGAGCGGUUUUGUCUGCCCUAAAUGCAAGAACACAUCACAGAUCUUCCCACCCACAACUGGGGGAGCGGAGAAAAUGUGUGCAGAUCUAAAACUGCCCCUGCUAGGAAAAGUGCCUCUAGAUCCGAGAAUAGCACGGAGCUGCGAUGAGGGCAGGUCUUUCCUGAGCGAAGUACCCGACUCUCCUGCUGCAGAAGUCUACCAGAAAAUUGUCCAAAGUAUCCUGGAUUACUGCUCCAACAGGGUAACAGAGGAGCAAAGCACAACCUGACUCAAUCAGAUGGCAGCCAUAUAUGACCAGAACACCAAGGCAGAUCACAUGACUAGAGCGUAGCAGAAAAGUACCGAAUAAGAGGCACACGAAGCAAGAGCACAUACACAUCAGCAUCACAGCAUUUAUCCAAGACUGUCAGAGAAAUCCGAACAGUUUGUUUUCAUGAUUGGCAGCAGCUUUGAGUUUUGUGAGUUGAUCAGACUGCACUGUGCCACAGUUCCUCUGCUGGCACAGUAUUUCCUGAAGAACUACUAAGAAAGAAUGACAUGAAUAGAGAAAUUACUUCCCAUUUUGUAAGAAAAAUAAAGUAGCGUUAUCCAAAUAAAUACUUGUCCCUGUUUUGAAUAUGAAUGUACUCACAGCCUCAGUGUUAAUGCUGGUAAAGGUGCAGUUUCAGAUGUGGAUUUUGACGUUUAUGGUGUUUUUAUCAGUUUUGGGGGACGAAUUGAGCUCCAUGGCAGCAAGGAAAAAGAUGGCGUAUAUCAGUCUUUGCCUGUACUGACAAUACUCAAUGUGGGAGCCAUGCAAAGUUUGUCUUACAGCAUCAUCAGACUUCUCUUCAUUUUAAUACAUUGGUGCGGGACCUACCAACACUCAAGUCUCAUUUGGAGUCACUUUUGUGUACAUUAUGUCAGUCCCUUUAGUUAAAGCAUUCCACUGUGCUUGAGCAGGUGCAACAAUGUUUACCUGUUUAUGGCAGCAGGUCUAAGUACAGAGUAAACCAACAACAUAGAAAGAAAUUUCCUUGGAUUUUACUGUCAUGUUAAUAGCGCUCGCUUCACAUUUCAAAUGAGCACUGUUUACAAAAAACCCUCCUAAUGCUUCCUAUUUUUAAGUUUAAAGAAGUACAGUACAGGUGCAUGAUGAAAACACUCACGUUUAAUGAGAAGUCCAUUUGUAAGAGAGCUGAGAUUUAGUGCUAAAAAAAUUUAUUAGACCACCAUCCAAAGUGAGGUUUAUGCCACAGCAAUUAUAUUUUUAAUGCUAAAAUAUAAUUAUUGUUAACCACAAAUUUUCAAACAACAAUUUUACAUAAAAGCAGGAAAAAAAUAGUCAAACAUUAUUAACUUUUAAUUAAAAUGCCAAAUUACCGUCAUUUACUUGCAACAGAAAACGUUUAGUUUUAGUUUUCAAAUGUUUUCCUCAAUUUCUGACUUCUCGGCAAAAUGAGUGUUCCGACUCAAAUUUGGGUCUAAAAAUGUGAAUUGAGUCAUUUUUAAACAAACUUUUGAGUGAUUUCUAAAAUAUUUGUGUUUGUUUGUUAAACACUGUGUGUUAAGUGCAAUGUUAACAGUGUGUCUCCUUGUGUAUGCAUUAGAAUUUGCAAGUUGAGUUCGUAUCAAAACGUAAGUUUGUUUUUUUUUCUCAAUUUACAAUAAAUGCAACAUAAAAACUUGAGUUUAUCUGCUUUUGCAGCCAAAGUAUUUAUUUAUGUAUUUAUUUUUAUAACUGUUUGAACAGUUUUGGUAUCAGUGGUGUGAGCACAGGUUUACUGGGUCUGUAUUGACCAGUUUUGGGAAUUUGUGUGCCACAGGGUGUGUGUGUCCUUGUUUGUACUCAGCGCUACUCAAUCGCAGUUCCUCCAGCAUUCAGUAGAAAAUACAUAUGAAACUGUAUCUACAUCCUGCUGACAGACAAAACAACUGUGACUGGACUCAUACAGAAAUAUAUUUCUCACAGUUAUGACACAUAACGGCGUAAUAUCUGUAUGAUGCCUUUGGUUCGGUUGCAGUCGGGAGUUUUAAAACGGAAAAGGUCAAACUUUCAUUAAUGAAAUUCUAGCAAACAGUUGGAAAGGUGAGACAAGGAGCGAGUAAGCUGUCUUUAUCCUCCAUUAUUUUAGAAUAAAUUAUUUACACCAAUAAGCACAACAUUUUGAAAUCUUGAUUUCCAAACAACCAUAAGCUGGCUCUUUGUAGCCAACUCUGUAGUCAAGGUAGAUGGGUGUAAACAAAUACUGGGUAUGGCACUGAGGCAUGCAUGGUUUUGCCAAACCGGUUCUAAUCCUUGAAAACAAAAGUACUUCCAUUGACAUAAUUGCUGCACCUUUGCAUUGAUUUCAUGGCCAGAGAAGAGAGUGGA